CUGACAUGAAGCAUUACAAAACAAGAAGUUGUGAAAUCUGCACUUGCUCAAACUAGUAGCACAUUUAUGUUCCUAUUUCUUAACAGCAGAUAAACUAGCGGACAUGAAGCAUUACAAAACAAGAAGUUGUGAAAUCUGCACUUGCUCAAACUAGUAGCACAUUUAUGGACAGUUCCCCUAAGAUAUGUACAGACGAUCAACAAUGACUAGAGAAAACUAGAGAGCUCUAUGAGAAGUGCUGGAUUGCUAACUCAACAUGCUCACUGUACAUGAAAUUGAAAUCCACCCAGAUGAAGUGGAUACCUACCACGGCAGUUUCAUCAGCAGAAACAGAAGUCAAAUAUUUUUCAGCACGCACCAAAAGCAACACUGCAUUAGAUCUUGGAUUAAAGAAAAUAUCAGGAAGAAAGAGUGCAAGUACUAUGUGGAAAACACAGCAGGAGAAUUCAGUGGAAAAGAAAUCUGUAUGUGUGGCUAUAGGAAGGCGUCUCAUUCCGAAGAAGCUGUUAAACAUGAAGAGUUCCUUGAAACGUGGGACCCGAAAAGGCAUGUCAGUGAAGAACCUACUGAUGCGUACGGGGACAUCACCUUCACUGGCUCAGGGCAAAACGUUGGCAAGUUUGUGCGGGUCUCCUCAGACACUAAACCGGACACCCUGUACAAGCUGAUGAGAGACCACUGGGGGCUCAACGUUCCCAACCUGCUGAUCUCAGUCACUGGAGGAGCCAAGAACUUCAACAUGAAGCCCAGGCUGAAGAACAUGUUCCGCAGGGGGCUCAUCAAGGUGGCCCGCUCCACAGGUGCUUGGAUUGUGACGGGGGGCUCCCAUGCCGGGGUAAUGAAGCACGUCGGAGAGGCUGUUCGAGACUACACCAUGAGCAGCAGCUCCAAGGAUGGGAAGAUCGUGGCAAUCGGCAUAGCAACCUGGGGGAUUGUACACAACCGUAAAUGCCUGGUCAGCAGUGAGGGAAAGUUCCCUGCCGAGUACACCCUGGAUGAGGAGAGUCAAGGCAGGCUGUCCUGUCUGGAUACCAACCACUCCCACUUCAUCCUGGUAGACAAUGGCACUCACGGUAAAUACGGUGUGGAGAUCGCACUGAGGGGCAAGCUGGAGAAAUUCAUCUGUGAACAGACCCUGGGAAGCACAGACAAUGGAAUAAAAAUCCCUGUCGUCUGUGUAGUACUGGAGGGAGGACCAGGCACAUUAGACACUAUCUACAGUGCCAUGAUGAACGGCACCCCGUGUGUAGUUAUGGAAGGGUCAGGGCGUGUGGCGGAUGUGAUUGCUCAGGUGGCAAACCUGCCUCUGUCUGAGAUCACAAUUUCACACAUCCAGAAACAACUGAAGACAUACUUUGCUGAGGACUUCAAAACCUUUUCUGAUAUCAAAAUCUUGGAAUGGACUAAGAAGAUUCAGGACAUAGUGAGAAUGCAGCAGCUUUUGACUGUUUUCCGGUUAGAGAAAGAAGACCAGAACGAUGUGGAUGUAGCCAUCAUCAAGGCACUUUUGAAAGCUUCGAAAAGCCUUGAUAAUCAAGGUAAAGAGAACUGGGAUCACCAGCUCAAGCUGGCUGUAGCCUGGAACAGAGUGGACAUUGCCAAGAGUGAGAUUUUUACAGAUGACAAGCAAUGGAAGUCCAUCGACCUGAGUGAUGUGAUGCUGGCGGCGCUGCUGGGAGACAAGCCUGACUUUGUGAAGCUGUUUCUUGAGAAUGGGGUGCACCUGAAGGAGUUCCUGACUGAGAAGAGGCUGCUGGCGCUCUACAACAACCUGCCGCCCACCAGCCUGUUCCUCCGCAGGAUCCUGAAGAAGCAGGAGGAGGAGAAGCUCUACAUGAAGAAGCCCGGGACCUCCUCCAGCUGGAGCAUCCAGCUGUACCACGUGUCCGACGUGCUCUGCGACCUGCUGGGUAGCAUCAUCAAGCCCCUCUACCCCAGGCCCAGGGACAGAUCAACGCAUGCAGUGCCAAUACCACACAUCAGGAUAAACCUUGGAUCAAAUGACCUGGAGAGUUUUCAGAAUUCAAUCCCCAUGGACACCAAAGGCUCAAUAGUUGAAUUGCUUGAUCCUACCAGAGACCUCUUCAUUUGGGCAAUUCUAGAAAACAGGAAAGAGAUAGCCGACAUUAUCUGGCAAUUGAGCCAGGAUUGCAUUGCCACAGCCCUGGCAGCCAGCAAGAUCCUGAAAGAACUAGCCAAAGAGGAGGACACAGACCUGUCAGAGGACAUGGGAGCUCUUGCAGAGCAAUACGAGAAACAAGCCAUUGGGGUGUUUACAGAGUGCCAUCAGAGAGAUGAACUUCGUGCCCAAAAGCUGCUGACCCGGGAGUCGGGGGCCUGGGGGAACACGACCUGCCUGCAUUUGGCUGUGGAGGCUAACAACAAAAACUUUGUGGCGCAAGGAGGAGUCCAGACCCUUCUUACACAGAUCUGGUGGGGAGAGCUGGCGGUGGACACCAGGAUGUGGAAGGUGUUGUUGUGCAUGUUUCUCUUUCCUCUCAUCUACACUGGCCUCAUCACAUUCAGACGUGACGGGGAGAUCAAAAAGAGAAACCCUCAAAGAGACAUUAUGGGCAGCAAUGACUCUGUGGCACUGAGCUCCACUGAGAAAAAGAUGCGAUCCCGAUCUCGGGGGCUCUCUGAGGAGAACCUGAAGCCACUGACACGCCUCUCAGGUUUCUACAGCUCUCCCGCAGUCAUCUUCUACUGGAACGUCUUGUCCUACUUCGGGUUCCUCUGGCUGUUUGCCUACGUGUUGAUGAUGGAUUUCCAGGUCACGCCAUCGUGGAAGGAGCUACUGCUCUAUAUCUGGCUCUUCACUCUGGUUUGUGAGGAGAUUAGGCAGUUUUUUCAUGAUCCAGAUGGAUUUGGGUUUCGUAGGAAGGCGGUCAUUUACUUCAGUGACCCAUGGAACCAGUUUGAUGUGGUUUCGAUUUGUAUUUUCAUAGCUGGACUAGCAUGCAGGUUGACCCCCACUGCUUUCUAUGAGGGCCGGAUCAUUCUUGCCCUUGAUUUUAACAUUUGGUGCCUGCACCUGAUGGCCAUCUUUACAGUCAACAAAAAUCUAGGACCGAAGAUUAUCAUAGUGAAAAGAAUGAUGAAGGAUAUUUUCUUCUUCCUGUUUUUGCUGGUGGUUUGGGUGGUGGCGUACGGAGUAGCCAAUCAAGCCAUCCUGGUCCACAAUGAGGAGCGCCUGGAGUGGAUCUUCCGGGGCGCUGUCUACGAACCAUACCUCACCAUAUUUGGCCAUAUACCGGAAAAAAUUGAUCAUAAAGACUUUGACAUCAGUCGGUGUACUGUAGCUGGCACUGACCCGCUGAAACCAAAGUGCCCAGUUCUCAGUGACAAUAAUCAGCCUGCUUUCCCGCAUUGGGUCACCAUCAUUUUCCUCUGCAUUUACCUGCUUUUUGCGAACAUAUUGCUGCUCAACCUCCUGAUCGCAAUGUUCAACUACACAUUUCAAGAUGUCCAGGACAACACAGACAAGAUCUGGAAGUUUCAGCGUUAUGGUCUGAUUGUGGAGUACCACAGCCAGCCUCCAUUCCCGCCCCCAUUGAUCAUCUUCAGUCACCUUCACUUGCUCAUAGAGCGCAUCUUCUGCAAACCUAAGACUCGCAAGCAUUUCAAGGAGAAGUUGCCAGAGAACGAAGAAACUGUGCUGCUUUCAUGGGAGACUUUCAUGAAAGAAAACUAUCUGACAGACCUGCGUAAUGAACUGAAUCAGAGCACUGAUAACAAGAUACGGGACACUUCAGAAAAAGUUGGCAUGAUGGUGGAUUCCUUGGAAAGAGACAAGGAAAGGCAAUGUGGUAUUGUGGAGAAGAGACUGGCCCAUCUCGAAGAACAGGCGUUACAGUCUGCUAAAGCUUUAAACUGGAUUAUGAAUGCUCUAAAGAAUAAAGGUUAUGGUUGUCAAGAUGAAGUACCACUGCUUUCAGUAUCCAACAGUAAAAGUAUCGAUACAGCAGACAUGAACUCCACAGAGGAAAGUGAGGAUGGAAAACCUCAGUAUCACCUCAAUGCUCGACAGCUUAUCUACCCUGCUUCCAGUGUGAAACGCUUCCCAGUUCCGGAUGAGAAAGUACCUUGGGAGGUACAGUUUGCUGCUUACAGCCCUACAAUUUAUAAUUCAGAUAGUGUAUCAAGAGCAAACAGUGAGAAUCACAAAGAAUCUUCAGACGUUGCCUCAACAGAGAACUGCAAAAACCCAGUGGGAAGGACUGGUUUGGAAGGAAAGGGGAAGUUAUACUGGUUUGGACCCAAUCGUGCCCUGGACCCAAUCAUUACACGCUGGAAGAGGAGCUCCGAUGACUCAGUUUCCAAGACAGGCACGAAGAAAGUUUUGGAAUUCAUUGCUAUUAAGUGUAAAGAAUAUGAUCGUUGGGCCUUUCCAGGGGGAGUGCUUCAGGUAGGUGAGACUUUACCAAAAAGACUGAAGCAGCUACUAAACACCAAGCUACAGGAAGAGGUCCAGAGCAUGCUGGGGGCCGCCACCAAGGUUUAUGAGGGAUAUGUUGAUGACCCAAGGAACACAGAUAAUGCAUGGGUUGAGACUACUGCAAUCAAUAUACACUUUGAUGAUACCAAGCACUCAGUGCUUGAGUAUUUAAAUACAAUGUGUCUGCAAGACUCCAAUACAGGCAUAUCUGUCAGGUGGCAGGUAGUGGAUCAAAAGAUCCCUCUUUAUGGAAACCACAAAGAGAUUCUGCAGAAAGUUGCUCAAAUCCAUAAUGCGCAUUACUGACACAGACGACUCACACAGCAGAAAACAGCUUUCUUCUUGUAGAAAAACUUAUUUCAAGAUUAUUUUUUUUUUGUUGUAGUAAGAAAGGUUUAAAGAAUGAUGGUCUUAUGUGCUUAAAUACCCUUCGUUUCAGUUAAAUGUAACAUGCAAUAUGAAAAUGAAUGUAAUUUAAGAGUAAAAUAUACAUAGGAAACAGGUGGUCACUUUUUCCUUACUUAAUUAAAUAAGUCAUGCCUUAUUAUAAAACAGUGGAAAAUAUGGUACAAUAGGAAAUAUAUAAGGAAAUGUAUCUGCUUUUUUAUAUAUAUAUUUGAUCUUAUUAAAAGGAAAAACAGUCUUUAAUUAAUUAAUAAUUUUUUUAAAAAUAAUAACUAUUUCACCAAAGAUCCUAAUGAAAGCAACCAGCUGUUGUCUGUUGUCUGUCAUAUACAGACACUGUGUUCCAUAAUUAGACAGUUUCCUUUUACAAAACUUCCAUCUUCGCCUAUGCAGAUCUCCCAAUGAAAAUGGCAGCAUUCCCAGCUACAAUGGAAAAUGAAUACAGUUUCUCUGUGUGCUGUUAGUGGUCGCAUACUUAAGGAACAGACAUGCUGUUCACAAGUAGAUAGAUGCUAUAUAUACACUUAUAGCAUGACAAUCGGCAACUGGGAGUUUUAAUUGUAUGUAUGCCUGUCUUAAAGUCAAAGAAAACCCAAAAAGCAAGAACAAAUAAGUAUUACCUCAAAACAAAUCCAUGUAAUGUACAGUCUUACUUGACUUCAUGUAGCACCGCCUUAUCUUCUUCGACUCCAGGUCGAUAUAAAAUAAAGAAUGCUGUAAAAAUACAGUAUACAGUUGAGAAUGUUAUUGUGUGCUAUUGGUGUAAAGUAGGGCUCUAAAUCUGUGGUUCCCAACCCUGGUCCUGGGGUUGUGUCUGCUGGUUUUCAUUCCAACCAAGCUCUCAAUUACUUAACUAGACCCUUAAUUGAACUGAUC
Molecule: messenger RNA, 5719 nt
Organism: Acipenser ruthenus (sterlet)
Lineage: Eukaryota; Metazoa; Chordata; Actinopteri; Acipenseriformes; Acipenseridae
Product: transient receptor potential cation channel subfamily M member 2-like
Exons: 35
Coding region: 257-4744 (1495 amino acids)
Biological process (GO): calcium ion transmembrane transport
Cellular component (GO): membrane
Molecular function (GO): ligand-gated calcium channel activity
Source: RefSeq, a predicted model, not a curated record